GUCAGAAUCGUAAACGGUCUUUUUCAAAUCUUUAGACAUGACAUUCAAAUUGGAAAAACGGUAUUUCCAUUGCUAAAUAAUGAUAAAAAGGGAGAAAUGAGGUGAGUCUUUACAGAUAGUCUACUUGAAUGCAGUGGUUAUGCUCAUGCCCAGAUACGUAGGCAGUGACUUCAUACUCAUUUUUCAGUGCACGUCCAGUGGCCGUCGCUCCUGUGUAAGAAUGGAUAUAUCGCCAAGAAAACGAAUAUGCUAUAAUCUAUUUGCGCUGUAAACGCGUUUUGGAAGGACCACAGACGUCUACAGGGACGUGUUUUAUAUCGGUGUCUGUCAAUGGACUGCUCUGUUUUGGUCGAGUUGCUGUUGAAAUCCGUUUUUUUUUCUUUUCAAAGCCGCGGUGCGUUCACUUACUAUUAAAUUGCUUUUAAAUCAAGAUGGGCUGUAGCAAAUGGUGAUGAUGAUGAUGGACGCACGAUCGAUUACAGACGCACUCUACCAAGGUGGCAGCAAUGGCGCAAGCAGCAGACACCGUGAUCAUCAUGUACUCCUUCCCUAUAGAGGAAUAAUGCUGAAAUUGAUGACUGUGGGAUCCUUAUAAAUUGUUAAUAGUACAAUGAACACCACUGUUACGCCAUCAGACCUGGUGGAUGUGCCAAGACAGCAGAACUUCAAUGGCACCCUGGGCACACAGACCCCAUCAGGUUGGGCCGUGAUCCACACUGCCACGCUGACCUUUUGCUCCCUCCUCCUCAUCUUCAUCUUCUGUCUGGGCUCUUAUGGGAACCUCGUGGUGUUCCUGUCAUUUUUCGACCCAGUGUUUCGCAAGUUCCGCACCAACUUUGACUUCAUGAUACUCAACCUGUCCUUCUGUGACUUGUUUAUUUGCUGUGUGACUGCUCCCAUGUUUGCACUGGUGCUCUUCCUGGAUGCAGGCGGAGGGGAUGGCGUGUCAAAGAGUUUCUGCUUUGCCUUCCACCUGACCAGCUCGGGCUUCAUCAUCAUGUCCCUGGAGACGGUAGCUGUCAUCGCUUUGCACAGACUGCGCAUGGUUUUGGGGCAGCAACCCAACCGCACCGCCUCCUUCCCCUGCACGCUGGCCCUCACUGCCCUGCUGUGGACAUCCAGUUUCACUAUGGCUGCCCUCCUUACCAUGCGAGCGUACCCACGUCGAGAUGGACCCUGCCUGCCCCACUUUGGCCUGGGAGGUGGACAGGCCAGGGUUGUGUUGUAUGUCUACCUGGCGGACUUUGCCUUUUGUGUAGCCGUGGUGUCAGUGUCCUAUCUGAUGAUUGCUCAAACACUGAGGAAGAACGCACAAGUAAGGAAAUGUCCUGUCAUCACUGUAGAUGCCACGUGCCCUCCUCCCCCACCACCUCUCAUUGCAGCAGGCUUUGAGAGCAUGCAGUGUGCUGUUCAAGGCCCCCCUCUGUACCGUAACCAGACUUAUAACAAACUGCAGAAUGUUCAGACACACUCUUAUGUCAACAAGACCAGCCAGCCUCUGGUUCCAGGAGCUGCCCAAGGAGCCACCUGCUGUCAGCUUGUGUCUACAGUCAACUUGGCCACAGCCAAAGACUCCAAGGCAGUUGUCACCUGUGUUGUCAUAGUGUUUUCUGUGCUGCUUUGCUGCUUGCCGAUGGGAGUUUCACUGGCGCAGGAUGUUUUGUCACCAGAAAGUAGCUUUGCACAUUACCAGUUUGAACUGUGCGGCUUUGUGCUCAUUUUUCUCAAGUCGGGCAUCAAUCCCUUUGUGUACUCCCGCAACAGUGCAGGCCUCCGCCGCCGCGUGCUAUGCUGUGUUCAGUGGGCGGCACUGGGCUUUCUCUGUUGCAAGCAAAAGACUCGCCUGCACGCGAUGGGGAAGGGCAGCCUGGAAGUCAAUCGCAAUAAAUCCUCCCAUCAUGAGACCAACUCAGCCUAUGUACUGUCACCCAAGCCACAGAGGAGGCUGGUAGACCAGGCUUGCGGGCCCAGUCACUCCAGGGAUUGUGCUGGCAGUCCAAGGGCCACAGGUGCACGCAAACCUCGCCCCCCGAGUACCUCGACACCUAUCAACACCCGCAUUGAGCCCUACUACAGUAUAUACAACAGCAGCCCCUCUGCAGGGCCCAGCUCCCCCACCAGCCUGCAACCUGUCAGCUCUCAGACAUUUGCAUUUGCAAAGUCCUAUGUAGCCAUGCACUACCACACUCACCAAGAUGCACUACAAGACUUUGAAAGCACCUCAGUGCACCAGAUUCCCAUUCCCUCAGUCUAAUCAAAGAGCUGCUAAACCAUAAAGGUUUGGACAAUCUCGCUAUGGCUUUAAAUCAAAUGUGAAUUAAAAGAGGAACAUAAAAAACAGCCCAUUUCAUGUAUUUGGAAUCUGUAUUAACCUUUUGUUCUCUUCUACCGUGGAAAUACAUGUUAAGUUUUCUUGAGUGGAAAAAUUAAAGAACCAGUAUUAUAAGCCUUGCCAUGAAACUAAAAACAAGCAAUAGUUUGUUAUGAAAUUGUAUGUUCCAAAAAGUUAUUUCAUGUUAUUGGAUUGAAUGUUUUUUUUCUUUUACAGAUACUGCAUUUUCACAUAAAUCUGCCCCAGUGUUGCACACGCAUGUGCCGUUAUAACUCAAUACUUUGUAGGUUUUCAUUGCAGCCAAAGACUGCAGUUGCUACAUCACUGCUGUUUAUUCUCUGGCUGAAGUUGCUGAGCGCUGAUAUAUGCUGCUGUAGUGUCGGGCUGCUAUGGAACCCUGCACAGGCCCACACACACAAGGCUGGCGAUGGCAUGUGGUUGCACUUUGAUGAACUUUUGCUUCUUAAGAGAAAUGUGUUUGUGAACCUCAUAGACUUUUCAACACAAUAAAUGUUUGGCAAGUGCA
This is a messenger RNA of Centropristis striata (black sea bass), 2858 nucleotides long. It is a transcript of the gene gpr75, whose product is annotated as G protein-coupled receptor 75. The coding region runs from base 611 to 2254 and encodes 547 amino acids. The transcript has 2 exons. Gene Ontology annotation, molecular function: C-C chemokine receptor activity. Gene Ontology annotation, cellular component: membrane. The record is from RefSeq and is a predicted model, not a curated record. Gene Ontology annotation, biological process: G protein-coupled receptor signaling pathway. Lineage: Eukaryota; Metazoa; Chordata; Actinopteri; Perciformes; Serranidae.